Messenger RNA from Nyctereutes procyonoides (raccoon dog), 1091 nucleotides. It is a transcript of the gene REC114, whose product is annotated as REC114 meiotic recombination protein. Lineage: Eukaryota; Metazoa; Chordata; Mammalia; Carnivora; Canidae. The transcript is spliced from 8 exons. The record is from RefSeq and is a predicted model, not a curated record. Bases 1 to 1047 code for a protein of 348 amino acids.
AUGGCGGAGGCGGGAAAAGAGUCGGCAGGCGUGGCGCUCCCCGGGGGAGGCACCGCUCAGUGGCCGCUGCAGCGGUAUGGCCGUUUCAUGCCAUUGGGCACUGGAGAGCCCGCCGCGACUGGUCAGGACGCUGGGACAGCCUCUGCCCCCGCAUGGAAGGUUUUUGACUCCAAUGAAGAAUCUGGGUAUCUUGUUCUCACCAUCGUUAUAUCAGGUCAUUUCUUCAUUUCCCAAGGACAGACACUGCUGGAAGGCUUUUCACUCAUUGGUAACAAGAACUGGUUGAAGAUUGUGAGACGCAUGGAUUGUCUAUUGUUUGGAACAACGAUAAAGAACAAGAGUCGCAUGUUCCGGGUGCAGUUCAGUGGAGUGUCCAGGGAGCAGGCGCUGGAACGCUGCUGCAGCUGUGUGCAGAAGCUGGCCCAGUAUGUGACCGUCCAGGUGCCUGACGGGGCCUGCGUGGAGCUCAGGCCGGGUCCCAGCCCGCUCACGGCAGGCAAAAGCCAACGGCAGGACUGUGCACAGCGCGGCCCACCGCAGCCCGGGGAGCUCCGUGGCCGCCUUCGGGGAGGCGCCUGCGUGGCUGUGCUGGCCACGGAGCCGGCCCUUGCUCGCCGGCUGCCCUUAGUAUUCGAAAGAGCAGCGUCUGCUUACCCUGACCACGUGUCCGGGAGUCAGAACUCUCAGGAAGGGACAGAUCAUGAGCAGACAUGGGCGGCGGCCGGCGGGCGAGGAGAGCGGGUGGGCACGGAGGAGCCCGGCGACCCAGCCUCCAGCCCCUGCCCCCGCCCCGUACCACAGAAUCCAGAGAAGCCGGGGCCGCGUGGACCAGCCAGCAGGAGCGCUUCAGGAGGAAGGGCCCCCGUGAGUUGGUUAGCUCAGUCUCUCCUGGUGUCCGAGGAGCUGCCCCCGGUCUAUGAACAAUCUACGUGGGACGCCGAAGAGUUAGGCCCCUUUCUACGCUUGUGCCUCAUGGAUCAGAAUUUCCCCGCAUUUGUGGAAGAGGUGGAAAAGGAACUCAAAAAGCUCACAGGAUUGAGAAAUUAACACUCCAUGUACAUACAGAACUAAGGAAUUUGAAAGCACUGGAA